Closterium sp. NIES-65 is the source of this 1845-nucleotide messenger RNA. The record is from the annotation of a GenBank genome assembly. Lineage: Eukaryota; Viridiplantae; Streptophyta; Zygnematophyceae; Desmidiales; Closteriaceae.
AUGUCUAAACAAAUCGAUAGGGAUUGUGGUGGCGGCGCUAAAAAAACUAAUGCGUCCGUCGCUCGUGGCAUUGGGCAGAAAAAAGUGGCGGCAAAAAAGGUCGCGCGCGGUCAACAGGAGGCCGGCAAGAAAGCGGAAGACAAGGGGCCUAAACCAACACCACGCAAGCGUGUUUCUACAGUGAACAAAGAUGCGGAUGUUGCCUCUGCUGGAACCGAGCCCGGUCUGAGUAAAGACGGCACCACUGGCGGCAACGAAGAUCCGGGGCGAGGGAGCGCAAGUCUUGCACUCCCGUCGGCGGAGAUGGAGGGAUCGGCGACGGAGGGAAAUCACGGAGGCGAUCCCCGCGCCGAGCAUGCCGCAACCAAGGAGUCCGAGGCGGCGGCAACGCAACACCAUCUGACGCUGCUCCAGCCAACUGUGGUCGAAGUUUCUGCAGCCGUGUUGGAUAAGGACAAGGUGGGGGAGCACGAGUCGGUGGGGCUGGUCGGUGGCUCUCCACCUUCUGGUGGACGGGGGAGGCGUAGGCAGAGGAAGAGCGAUGGGGAGGACGAUUAUGACACCGCCGUGCCCGGGGACCUCAUUAUGCGGGCGAAGAGGCGGCAGACGACAGGUAGUGCUGACGACGCCGGAGGCGCGGCAGUUGGGACACCGCGAGGCGCCAAGGAAGCUAGUGGCAAGGCGGGCAGUCAAGCAUUGCGCCAAAAGGGCCGACCCGCAGCAAGAAAAGCAUCCGAUGGAAGGAGAGGCAAGAAAGCAGCGACGGGAACAAAGCCGAAACGGGGCGAUGAAGACCCCGGUGAUGCGGAGGAGGAGGAGGAUGAGGAGGAGGAUGCGGAGGGAGAGGAGGAUGAAGAGGAAGCGGAGGAGGAUGACGCGGAUGUUGGGGAGGAUGAAAAAGAUGAGAAUGAUGGCGGGGAGGACGAAGAGGAGGAGGAGGAGGAGGAGGAGGAGGAGGAGGAGGAGGAGGAGGAUGAGGAUGAGGAGGAGGAGGAGGUAGAGGAGGAGGAGGAGGAGGAGGAGGAGGAGGAGGAGGAGGAGGAGGCAGAGGAGGAGGAGGAGGAGGAGGAGGAGGAGGAGGAGGAGGAGGAGGAGGAGGAGGAGGAGCAGGGUGACAACGAGGAGGAUGUGGAGGAGGAGGAGGAGGAGGAGGAGGAGGAGGAGGAGGAGGAGGAGGAGGAGGAGGAGGCAGCGGAGGAGGAGGAGGAGGAGGAGGAGGAGGAGGAGGAGGAGGAGGAGGAGGAGGAGGAGGAGGCAGCGGAGGAGGAGGAGGAGGAGGAGGAGGAGGAGGAGGAGGAGGAGGAGGAGGAGGAGGAGGAGGAUGUGGCGCCAGUGAAGGGACGGGGCGGGCGUGGCAGACGGGUGAGUGGUACAGGGAAGGAGGGGGGCCGGACUCGCCCUUCCCGAAAACGCGGGGCAGUUGACGCUGCGCGCGGCGAAGCAUCGGGCAAACCGAAGGCGCGUAAGGUGAAGGUCGAAAGUGAAGGGGUUGGUAAAAAGCAAGGGAGCCAGGGAGCAAAAGGGGAUGGAGGAGGAAAGGGUGGCCGCGCCAAAGGGGUUCCAGUGGGUACCAGCAAGAAAGAACCUGCCGGUGAAAGUGCGGAGCACGAGCAUUUUGUUACACGGGAGGAGUUCCAGGCGCUGCGGUCUGAGAUGUACGCCAUGUUUGCACAGCUCGGCCUGCGUCGUGGAGUACCUGCCAGCUAUGCCGGCGGGUCGGCAGCCCUGCCUAUGGCUGGUACCCCGCCGCCGAUGAGCGCCGUGGACAAGGCACGAGUGCUAGUGUUGCAGGAGACAAACCCAUUCCCGGUAUGUGGCGGGCCACAUGGGGAGGGUUGGGGUUGA